This is a messenger RNA of Cladocopium goreaui, 1239 nucleotides long. The record is from the annotation of a GenBank genome assembly. Lineage: Eukaryota; Dinophyceae; Suessiales; Symbiodiniaceae.
AAUCUGAGAAGACGGCAUGCCUGGAUUGGAUUUAUCCCACCUACCGCUGGCGCAGCAGAAGGCGAUUCAGGAGCUGAACAUCCACCCGCAACAGGAUGAACAGCUCUUAUGGAUCGCCGAGCAUGCCAUGAAUGUUGAGUUGCCUCCAGAUUGGGUUGAGUUCGAAGAUGACGACGGCAACCAGGCAUACUAUCAUGCCAAGACCAAGCGACUUACAACGGAGCAUCCGGUGAUCUUUAAGUACAAACAGUUUGUGGACAAGGUGCGAAAGUUCCAGGAGCGCAUGGGCACCAUUGGCCGGAAGGUGAAGCCUCAUCUGGCGGUGAUUAUGAACGAAGUCCUGAAUCGCAUCUACCGCGAGCUGCCUCCGGUGACGCCCGAAAUCAUUGAGCGCCUGGCGGUGUUGAUCUACAUCGAUACGACCAUCGAACACGACACCACCCGACGUCUCAAAGUGGCCAUCGAAUCCUACGCCGAGGACCAGUACGACAUCGCGCUGCAAGCACAGCAGAAGGCAGACAUGGACACCUUUCUGCACGAGGUGCGCAACGAACAGAUCCGCUUAGAGGUGCUGAACAAGCCGGAUGCAGUGAUCAUGUGCACUGAGAUCGAAGGUCAGCCUGCCAGGGUCAAGUGUGAGCAAUGCAAAGACUUCUUUUCGCUGGAGGGGUUUGCCGCAACCCAUGCCACGGGCAAGCGAAAGAACCACACCACCGUGAAGUGCGAGCAGACCACCUGUUCUGUCUAUCCGGACCAACUCGCAACGUGCGAAGUGGACAAUACCCUCUUCUGCGACAAGGCCUACGAGGAGGUAGCACAGCGACAGCCACACAUUCGGCAGAAGAGGAAGAAGGUCUUAGGUGGCCUCUCUUGCUCGGAGUAUCCAGCCACGGUGGCAGAGGUUCUCUGCGAGGAUUGUUCCGACCUCUACUGCUGGGAGGCCUUCAUCGAGCUCCAUCGAAGAGGCAACCGCUUGCGGCACGUGCCCCUUCGCUUGGACGCUGAAGGGCAGCUGUAUCGUGCUGGAGAGCUGCUACCCCCGGAGGAAUGUGCCCGGCUCAUCGAUCGCGCGCGGCUGGCGCGGGAGGGAGGGCCAUGGUUGGCCUUCCAGGACGAUCAGCUCAACACCUACUGGUACCACCUCAGCGAUAAGGUCACCACGCAGCAGAAUCCAUACCUCUGAGGGUCACCGUUCACAGAAAACCACCGGGAAGUUUAUCACCGAGCUUUGGCCAGAAC